AUGGACUCGAGCGACGAUGACAACGAAGACACCAGGUCUUCGAAGAGCAACAUCAAGAGACACACGCGCACUCAAUCACUUGAGAAAGCUACCGUCAUUCCAAGUCCCAAGCGAAGAACGUACAGAGGUCCGUCGCUUGAGCAUGUGUCAGCGGCUGCAAUGGAUUUUGAAGCAGCCUACAUCGUUGAUUCAGUGGGGGAAACGCCGACUACAUUCAAGUCGGCGAUGGAAUCAAGCGACUCCGGCAAGUGGAAAGAAGCGUGUGACUCGGAGUUUGACUCGCUUCAGAGAAACAACACGUGGGAAAUCGUGCCUCUUCCGAAAGGUCGCAAGGCCAUCGGGUGCCGAUGGGUUUUUCGUGUAAAGGAGAAUCAAGAUGGCGAAGUUGAACGUUUCAAGGCAAGACUUGUGGCCAAAGGAUUCUCACAGAAAUUCGGAGUUGACUAUGUUGACGGUCAUCGGUUUCUACCAGUAUUGGUAACCGUGACCGGUCCAAUCCGAACCGCCUGUUCAGCUUAG
Molecule: messenger RNA, 519 nt
Organism: Peronospora matthiolae
Lineage: Eukaryota; Oomycota; Peronosporomycetes; Peronosporales; Peronosporaceae
Source: the annotation of a GenBank genome assembly